AUGAUUUCCAAAGUGUUUGCUAUUUGUGUGGCAAUCUAUAUAAUUGGAUCUAUACAAAAUGGAUUGGUGCAAUCUUUCGAAAUUCAACUUAAAAACCUUCCGCGAAUGCAACAAGGAUUAGGGUGGCCACACACUCUGACCGUUGUUGUGGGUCACGUGGUUCUCAUGAAGCUUACCAAAAGCGCAAUCAAUCAAAACUCUUGCGAAGUUAUAACUCCUUCAGGGCAGACAUUCGCCUCGUCUUCUCUUCCGAAAGACCGUUACGAAGUUUGGGACACUAGUUGCAGUUUAAGGAUUCGUAAUGUCCAUAGUGCAGACUCCGGUCGUUGGCGUUUAACUUCUACUAAUACUACACAUUCUUUCACCGGUUGGAUAGAGGUUUAUGUAGAAGAUGACAUCAAAUCAUACCAAGCUCCACCUAUAUCUUUGUUAGAUGGGGAACAACAUCCAGAUUUGGAUCUUACUUCGCUCGAUAACUCUUAUUGUCUAGUCACCCAACCUUUCUCGCAGAGCUCUUUAGUUUCUGGUCAUUGUAGAGUGACUUUAGAUAAAGCCACAAGGGCUGUGCAGGGAAACUGGAAUGUACUUGUUGGUUUACCUGGACGGGUAACUGAAUUACAUAUCGACAGGCAUGUGCAGGUUGAAGCUGAACGUCUUGAUGUCGGUUAUGCACAUGAUAGCAAUAACAAUAAAAUACAUCUUUACUGUAAUAUUUUGCACACGGCGAAGAUUGUUACAUUUUGUCGUUUCCAAAAAACUACUAACGACGUUGGUUAUAAUGUUAUGGAGGGCCUUAGUGACGGACUCCACAGUUACUAUGGUGACGGAUUUGCGGAUAAACAAUGUGGUAUGACUAUAGAGAAACCAACAGAUAACGACUUUGGAAACUGGCGAUGUUCAGUCGGCUCGCAAUUGAGAGUUGGUAAUAAUUUGGUUCAACAAGCACCUAUGCAAGCGUUGAUUAAUGUACCAGUAAUCCACGGGAAAGGCUUAAAGUUGCCAUAUAAAGUAGCAGGUGCAGAUGACGAGUUACCGAGGACUGUAUUCGUACAAGAGGAUGUUAGUUUUACAAUAUCAUGCCAUGCAGAUGAGUCUUUGGCAUACUGUUGGUUCUUGCACCCUAACGGAACUCAGUUCUCUCCACUCCCGUUCACAUCUGAGGAUCAACAAUUUUGGUACUCGGGACAAAGUCUUCAAGUUGGUCACUGCGGGAUAACCUUUACUCAUGCGCAUAGUAGUGACGCCGGCGAUUGGACAUGUCACAUGGGAGCAAAAAAUAAAUUGGGUUUAGAAAUUGUGGAUAAAGUAAAUGUUCGCGUCACGGGUCCUUUAGCCGCUAACAAGAAAGAAAUUGGCGCCGCCAUUGGAGCGAAUACCAUAAUACACUGCCACACUUCGAAUGGAAACAGACCGUUGGAGUACUGUAGAUUUUUAAGUCCUAAUUUCGUUGGCAUCAAUAUUGAUGAUACCAUUACUAAAGAAAAAGCUAUAUUAGAUCGUUAUUAUUUCACGCCUGAACGUUACAUGAAUCAAGGCGAUUGCUCGUUGUCCAUAAUAUCUGUUCACGAGGAUGACAUAGGCGAGUGGACGUGCGCCGCUGUUAUUAACUCUGACGUUGUAGAGUCUAGCGAUACCGCGACUUUGUACUUGAUAAGCGUUCCUUCAAGGCAGUGGAGUCGAGCUGGUAUAACGGGUAUGGCAGUUGGAAUAUCAUUUUUACUAGUUAUAUUAGGUGGAACUUUAUGGUACAGGAUAGGUAGACCAUUACCAACGUUGUCUUUGUUUAGAAGGAAUAUUUUUGGACGGGACAGACAACCAUCAAGCCAAAGCAUCGGUGUCCUACCCUACGAUACAGUAUCUUACACAACUAAUUCAGUUAUGAGAUCCAGCGUUAGUACUAAUAACAGCGACGAUUCGUCCAAAUGCACAAUUCUUGAUAAUAGUUUAUCUGCACAAAAUAAUGUUUUGAGAAAUCAACAGGACUCUUUAGAUGCUACAACGUCGAUGUGACUGUAA
Molecule: messenger RNA, 2016 nt
Organism: Diatraea saccharalis (sugarcane borer)
Lineage: Eukaryota; Metazoa; Arthropoda; Insecta; Lepidoptera; Crambidae
Source: the annotation of a GenBank genome assembly